Strongyloides ratti is the source of this 2091-nucleotide messenger RNA. RefSeq names its product Heat shock protein 83. The record is from RefSeq and is a predicted model, not a curated record. The transcript has a single exon. Lineage: Eukaryota; Metazoa; Nematoda; Chromadorea; Rhabditida; Strongyloididae. Gene Ontology annotation, biological process: protein stabilization; protein folding; cellular response to heat. Gene Ontology annotation, molecular function: ATP hydrolysis activity; disordered domain specific binding; ATP-dependent protein folding chaperone. Gene Ontology annotation, cellular component: protein-containing complex; cytosol; perinuclear region of cytoplasm. The coding region runs from base 1 to 2091 and encodes 696 amino acids.
AUGGCUGAAUCAGGACAAACAGAAACUUUUGCAUUUCAAGCUGAGAUUGCUCAGUUAAUGAGUUUGAUUAUCAAUGCUUUCUACAGCAAUCGUGAUGUAUUCCUUCGUGAAUUGAUUUCUAAUUCUUCUGAUGCUUUGGACAAAAUUCGUUAUCAAGCUCUUACAGAACCAAAAGAACUUGAUACUGGAAAGGAUCUCUACAUUAAGAUUAUUCCAAACACAGCUGAGCGAACCCUUACAAUUGUUGACACUGGUGUUGGUAUGACAAAGGCUGAUCUUAUCAAUAAUCUUGGUACUAUUGCAAAAUCUGGUACUAAAGCCUUCAUGGAAGCUCUUCAAGCUGGUGCAGAUAUCUCUAUGAUUGGUCAAUUUGGUGUUGGUUUCUACUCUGCUUUCCUUGUCGCCGACAGAAUCACUUUAAUUUCAAAACACAACGAUGAUGAAUGCUACAUGUGGGAGUCAUCCGCUGGUGGUUCAUUUACCAUCACUGAAUACAAUGAUCCUGAGUUAACUCGUGGUACAAAAGUUAUUCUCCACAUCAAGGAGGACCAAGCUGAGUAUCUUGAGGAAAGAAAAAUUAAAGAAAUUGUUAAGAAACACUCUCAAUUCAUUGGUUAUCCAAUUAAAUUGGUUGUUGAGAAGGAACGUGAAAAGGAAGUUUCUGAUGACGAAGAUGACACAAAGAAGGAAGGUGAUGUUGAAGAUGUCAAGGAAGAUGAAAAGAAGGAGAAGAAAAAGAUCACAGAGAAAUACAAUGAAGAGGAAGAAUUAAACAAGACUAAACCAAUUUGGACACGUAAUCCAGAUGAUGUCACCAAUGAGGAAUAUGCUGACUUCUAUAAAUCUUUGUCAAAUGACUGGGAAGAUCAUCUUGCAGUCAAACACUUCUCUGUUGAAGGUCAACUCGAGUUCCGUGCUCUUCUUUUUGUUCCACAACGUGCUGCAUUUGACUUAUUUGAGAACAAGAAAAAUAAGAAUGGAAUCAAGCUUUAUGUCCGCCGUGUCUUCAUCAUGGAUAACUGUGAACAGUUGAUGCCUGAGUAUUUGAACUUUGUUAAGGGAGUUGUCGAUUCUGAAGAUCUUCCACUCAACGUUUCUCGUGAAAUGCUCCAACAUUCUAAUAUUCUUAAGGUCAUCCGUAAGAAUCUUAUUAAGAAAUCUUUGGAGCUCUUUGAAGAAAUCGCUGAGGAUGCUGACAACUUCAAGAAGUUCUAUGAGCAAUUCUCAAAGAACAUUAAACUCGGUAUCCAUGAAGACUCAACAAACAGAAAGAAACUUUCAGAGUUCCUUCGUUACCAUACUUCAGCUUCUGGUGAUGAGCAAGUUUCACUAAAACAAUAUGUUGAAAGAAUGAAGGAGGGACAAAAUUCAAUUUACUUUAUCACCGGUGAAUCAAUUGAGAUUGUAUCCAAGUCUUCAUUUGUUGAACGUUUAGUCCGUAAAGGUUAUGAAGUCAUCUACAUGUGUGAUCCAAUUGAUGAAUACUGCGUCGCUCAACUCAAAGAGUAUGACGGAAAGAAACUUGUUUCAAUUACCCGUGAAGGACUCGAACUUCCAGAGGAUGAGGAAGAGAAAAAGAAGUUCGAAGAAGCUAAAGUUGAGUAUGAAAAACUUUGUAAAACUAUGACUGAUAUCCUUGACAAGAAAGUUCAAAAGGUAGUUGUUUCUAAUAGACUUGAAGAGUCUCCAUGCUGCAUUGUUACCACAGAAUCUAGCUGGUCUAGUAACAUGACUCGUAUCAUGAAAGCUCAAGCUUUACGUGAUUCAUCUACAAUGGGAUAUAUGGAGUCUAAGAAGAUUCUUGAAAUAAAUCCAAAUAACUCAAUAAUGAAGACAUUGAAAACUCGUAUCGACAAUGAUCCAGACGACAAGACAGCUAAGGACCUUAUCAUUCUUCUCUUUGAAAUUUCUUUAAUCAACAGUGGAUUCACACUCUCCGAUCCAUCAGCUCAUGCCAAUAGAAUCUAUCGUAUGAUUAAAUUGGGAUUGGAUUUGGAAGCCGAUGAUCCAGAACCUGAACCAGUCGCUGCUCCUGUAACUGAAGUUCACGAAGAUGCUGGAGAUUCAGCUCGUAUGGAAGAGGUCGAUUAA